AUGGCUCAGGACUGCCGCCGUCAGCAUUUUGCGAACUCCGUUGAGAUAGCCCAAGGCCAUCAGGGCGUUGUCUGCUUGAUGCUCGAGGAGGACUGCUCGCCGUCUUUCCUUCCCUCGAAGAUACUCCGAGCCGACGAAGCGGCGGUGUUCGUGGUCGCCGUGGUCGCCGUGGUCGUCAUGGUCUUGUCCUUCGACAAUAUGAUGCUGAUAUCCGGUGCUCAAAAAAGGUGGAGGCGCGGUGGCCGGUUCCUUGAAGACCAGGUUUGUGACGAGUACGGUGCUGAUGAGGACGAGGAAGACGAACAAGAUGCCGCCGCCACCGCGCAAGAGGCUGCAGAGGAGCGCGUGGCCGCCCUGGAGAAAGAGAAUUCGACCCUGCGGUCGUUGAACGAGCGUCUUGACGGGGAGGUGUCGGCACUUCGGGGCCAGCGGGAGCUCGCAGAGGCCGCACUGGAGCUGGCCAGCCACCACUCAGGUGACCAACUGAGGGAUCAUGCCCAGGCGGUUGAGAGGCUUGAGGGUGUCAACCAAGAGGUUUUGGGCCAACUCGAAGAAGAGCAGCGACAGCGCAUCGUGUCCGAAAGGGCCACGCAAACUCAGCGGGAGGCGCACAGGAACGAAGUGGCAGCAAUGCAGCGGAGGCAACAGGAGGAACUCGCUUCCGAGCGUCAGCAGCACCAGGAGAUCCUGGCUCAAGGGCUCGAGCCGCUCGCCACCAGCAACAGCGACAAUGCCGUAUUGGCGGAGCAGGCUGCGGCCGCGGAGCGUACUUCCGAGGAAUUGCGCGGUGGGAGGGCAACGACAGAAACAGGGCAGCUGGGAGCGCCGACGUUCAACUUGGACGACACCCAGGCUUCUGCAACCCCAAGCAACAUAAAGGGGUCUCGGACACUGGACUGCCCACACGAUGGGGUCUCGGGCGCUGGACUGCCCACACGAUGGUUUGACCACAACGACCGGAAAGAGCUGUACGUGGUGGUGCGGUCGAACGUGGACCAAUGCCCCACCAUCGUUGUACCCGUGCAAGGGGCGUGCUGA
Molecule: messenger RNA, 1038 nt
Organism: Ectocarpus siliculosus
Lineage: Eukaryota; Phaeophyceae; Ectocarpales; Ectocarpaceae
Source: the annotation of a GenBank genome assembly